UCGUUUUAACCCUAAAGAGAAAGAUGAAAAUUGUGACUUCCACAAUGUGCCACGUUAUUGGUUCAAGUUCAACAGAGUAUCGAUUCCAUACGUCAACAGUUUUCUUCUUUUUGACAUAAAUGUAUCCAUUUUUAUAUGUUUAAUUUCAUAUCCGUUACUUUCUCUCGACAUACGCAUUAGUUACAACUUAAUAGAGAAUUGAUAGAAUCACAUUUUUUAGUCCUCAUCUUUGGUUGUCACCGUUAUCAUGAUAGGCAACUUGUAGAUUGUGUGCAUGUGCGAAAUUAAUUCUUAUAGUUAUAUGACAGGGAACUAAUAUGUUUGAUACUUUGAUGUAGUUGGAGCAGUGGGAAAACGAAAUCGAUAAUUGACACAAUAACCAUACAUUAUUAGUAAAAGUAAAACUAUUAUACACUAUGCAAACUCGGCACUCUAAAUGUAGGUACAUGUUACUUUCUUGCAGUAAAUAGUUAAUAACGGAACACAUCAUAAAACAUCUUGAAAACAUAUGUUACUUUGGUGCAUCAUUAUUAGAAAUAUUUUCAAACUUUUAACAAGUAUUGGAGGGUUUUGUUUAUAAAAGAAAAAGAAAAAAAAAAUUCCUAACAAGUAAGAAAAUUUGUGAAGAGUCAUUUGAUGGAGGACCCCACGGUACAUGGUUCCAUAAUGAGAGAACCACUACUAUAUAAGCUCAUCUUCACUCCCCCUCUCUUCAUGUCUCAUUCUCAACCAUCAAACCACAAAACAUCAUCUUCUUCUUCCUCUCUUAAUACCACCACUUAACGCACUUGACCUUCACCCACACUUUGAUCUCUCUCAAAUCAUCAUCCAGAAAGCGAGGGAAUAGUGUUGAGAGAUUCUGAUUUAUUUUAAGAUGAUGGCUUGUGGGUUAAGCAAGAGCCUUGGCUUCUCUUCCUCGUUGAAGAAGCAGCAAGGCAUAGUGACCAUCCUUGGUGGCAGCAGCAUUUCAUCUGCACCUUCACUCAGGAGGACUUUCUCCGCUGACUUGUCCUCCAAGAACUGGCUCACGCAGAACGGGACUCCUCCUAUGAAGAGGAUCUCUUCCUCUGAGAAGCUCCAUAACUUUGGUGCUGACUCAUUGAACUCCCAAGACGAAGAACACGGAUCAAGAUCUGGGGUUGAUAUAUGGACUCAGAUUCAAGAAGACAAGAACAAGAAGGAGCAUGAGACCGAGCCGAGCCAAACCGAUGUAUGGAGUUCGAUUUUAUCCGACAAGAAGAAGAAGACGGACACGGAGACGGUUCCUCCACCGUACGUUCAUCCUCUGGUGAAACGAGCCAGCUCCUUGAGCGAGAAAAGCCUAGAGAUUUGCACUGAGAGCCUCGGAUCCGAGACGGGUUGCGAAGGCUUCUCUUCUUAUGCAUCGUCGGAGACUGGAGAGGCUGAGGAGAAUCUUGUUCUUGAAGUUACAGUGACCAAAGAAGAAGAAGAAACAGAGUUUGUUGUUGAGGUUGAACAAGAACAAGUCACGGUUCCGAAUCAGACAAGCUGCAUGGAGAUGCCUCGAGGUUCGUUUCCUCCACCGAUUCGUUCUCUCUCGAGCCAGUCGGGCUCAGCUCUGCACAUGAAAACUCGCCGCGACAAUGGACGACUGGUUCUCGAGGCUGUCUCUAUGCCGUCGCACAACAACUUCUCCGCUAAGCGACAAGACGGACGUCUCCUCCUCACUUUUGCAGAAAUUGAGGAGAAAGAAGACGAAACUGAUGAGGUUCAGUGGUUCGAUGAAGAAGAAGAAGUGGAGGAAGCACAAGACGAGUGGGCCUAUAAGCCCAAUGGGCUUCUAUAUAAGGUAGCACAAAAGCCUAUUGGGCCUAUUACUGUUCAUAGGUUGGCAUGUAAGCCUAUUGGAGUACCGAAGAUAAACUCGAGAUGGCCCGCCACGGAUGAGUUCGAAACUAAAACCGAUAUGUCGACGCCGGUAGUCCACUCUCUGCCACCGAGGCCAAGGGUGGCUCAGCUGGCUCGGUCAAUGAAACCGCCGUCCACAGUGGACGACACCGUGGGAGCUGCUUGCUUCAACACAUGUGAUUACUCUUGGAAGCCCACUAACAAUGAAGUAUUGGGGGGAAACACAAAAACCCAAUUUCAAGCCCAAGACUAUGUCCAGAAAUCAAUGGGUGUGGUGGUUACACAUGAUUUGAUAAAUGGUUGCAAGGAACCAAGGAGGUCUCUUUUGUCUGUUGAGCGUUUCUGCAUUGCUACUUCAUAAGUUGAAGACCUUACCAAAAAUGAGAAAUUUACAAGACGCAUAAGCAUAUGAUAUAUCUAUUUGUAUAUAUAUUCGAGUAAUAUACUCGAAUAUAUAUGCAUAUCAACCAAAUAAUUGUUGUUGUUGAUGGUUUUUCUACCUCUAUGUGUUUUACCACUUGUCUUUUGGCUUGUGGGUAAAAAAGAAAAAUAAUAAGUAGGAAAAGAAAGAAAGUGAGGAGUGAAAAUUAGAUAAUAAUUUAUACUUUUUAAAAUGAGGUUGUAUACCUCGUUGGAGUAAGAAAUAUGUAUCAUGAGGUAUUGUACGUACAAACUUUGGUUGUUCACAUCGCUUGAAAUAAGACGAGAAGACUCGUUUUAUUGAUUUAA
Molecule: messenger RNA, 2598 nt
Organism: Brassica rapa (field mustard)
Lineage: Eukaryota; Viridiplantae; Streptophyta; Magnoliopsida; Brassicales; Brassicaceae
Product: protein FAF-like, chloroplastic
Source: RefSeq, a predicted model, not a curated record